Molecule: messenger RNA, 6278 nt
Organism: Prorocentrum cordatum
Lineage: Eukaryota; Dinophyceae; Prorocentrales; Prorocentraceae
Source: the annotation of a GenBank genome assembly
AUGAGACCUGUCCCACUGUUUCUUGCGAAGUUGAAGCCGUACCAACCCGUGGUGCACUUGUGGCUGUUGUAUGCGCAGAACGUGGCCAGGGACGGCUUGAAGUUCGAAAAGGAACUCGUGGAGUCUGGAACCUCGAUGGACGACCUCGAGGCCGCGAUCAUGAACGACGAGUACGGGGUGACGCCCGAGCACAGUGUGGACGUGUUCUUCAACCCGCAGGAUUUGCCCGUUCCCACGAUCUUGGCGUACAGCGAGGCGCUCUUCCCAAAGCCGCACGACUGGCCAGAGACGGAGAAUUUGAUGGUCGUUGGCCAGAUGAAGUUGCCCCCGCGCGACCACGGGGUGCCCGGGAGCGAGGCUACGCCGAGCAGCGCCUCCAACUCCGACCCGGAGGCGGCCGUGCGCGACCAGUGCCUGGCCUUCCUCGCCGCCGGCGCGGCGCCGGUCUACGUCGGCUGGGGCUCCAUGGUCGUCGAGUCCGGCGCGUGGAUGUGCCGGCUCGCCGUAGGGGCGCUGCAGCGGGCGGGCCUGCGCGGCAUCAUCGUGUCUGGCUGGGCGGAGAUGACCGUCGAGAGUCUGGUGGGCUCUCCAGAUGAGGAAGAGCUGCGAUCGUAUUGCGCCGGCAAUGUUUUAUUUGUGUCGGCCGUAUCCCACGAGUGGUUGUUUCCGAAGUGCAUUUGCGCGCUGCAUCAUGGAGGUAUUGGCACCCUGCACGCUUCACUAGAAGCCGGGCUGCCGACCCUCAUCACGCCGGUGUUCGCGGACCAGUGGGACAGCGGCGCCAUGCUGGUGCGGUCCGGGCUGGGGGCGGCCACCGAGAAGACCUUGAGGAAGGUCACGGCGGAGGAGCUCGGUGACAAGCUGCGGUCGUGCUGCGAGGACGGCGAGAUGCGCGCCAGGGUGCGGCGCGUGGCGGCGGCCAUGGCCAAGGAGAACGCCGUCGGCACCGUGGCCGACUGGCUGGAGACGUUCCUGGGAGCGGAGGGCGCGGCCGAGAGGUGGGACCAGAAGUGCCUUGCGAGGCGCCAGAGCCUCCAGGCGAGGUUCCGCGGCAGGAAGCACUUGCCGAUCGAGCAGGUCGUAUCCAGGAUCGGCUUCGAGAUUGCGGCCAGAUUUCCGCAGAUCAAGGCGUUCUUUGAGAGGGAGCAGGCGAAUUUCCUGGAGCAGCUGGAGAUCGGCGGGCGGGGGUGCCUGUUCACAGUGGUGCCCAAGAGCGGUCUCCUGGUGAAGGAAGCCAGCAGCCUGGACUCACGAGAGCUGGGCCGACUCGAGGAGAGGUCCGUUGUGGAGAAGCUGGACGAGAAGGGCGCGAGGUGGCGCGUCCGGCUGCUCGACGGCAGCGGGCCAGUGCAGGGCUGGAUCUCCAGGACGGUGGCCGGGAAGGACAUGAUGAAGGCGCUGUCGGGCAUGAAGGAGCCCGGAUGCGGCUUCUGCAGCUGCCGCUCCCGCCUCUGGGAGCCGCUUGUGCUGGCCCCGCCCGCCUGCCUCCUCCUGUACCUCUCGCAGGCGCUGCCGGCGCAGCGGGCUGGGCAGCCCCCCGAGGUGACAAUGCGCGCUGCAGCGAAGGCGGCUGCGACGACGCAGCCCCCGCCCGCGCCGGCACAGAGCGCACGCGAGGCCAAGCGGUGCACCCUCGCAGCGUGCUCGCUGGGCGACCCUGCGCUGCCGCGGCUGUUCGUGGCCGACCUCGUCGACGGAGGGGCCGCGGGCCAGCACUGCAGACACACACACACACAGACACGACAGUGGGCGAUCGACGAGCACGGCCACAACUUCACCAGGCUUGUAGACGAGUUCUUCGGUAGCGGCGCAUCGCUGCAAUUGUUCGUCCAUGGGCCCAAGACCUACGCGGCGAGAUUCAACGAGGAGAAGGACCUGCUGCAGAACAGGACGCUCCUGCGCAACUCGACGGACGUCUACCUGUUCUCCGCCACCCUCUGGGGCUACGGGAAGAAGUUCGACAGCGAGAGCGCGGCGUCCUCGCCCGUCAUGGACUACUUCUCGCCGGCGGUGCGGCAGGCCCUGCGGCGGCCGACCGCGUCGCUCCCGCUCCACUUCGCGCCGCGGCGCCCGGCCGUGGGUGUGCACGUGAGGCGCGGCGACCUCCCCAAGAGCAGUGUCCGCGUCGUUCCGGACGAGUACUACCUAGGCCUGAUAGACGCGGUGAGGAGCGUGAUCCCCGAAGCGGACGUACACCUCUGGAGCUCCGUGGGCUCUGGGCGUGCCGCCAGCCCCUGGGCGGCCUCGGACUUCGACGGCUUCCGCGCGCGGGGUGUCGCCGUGCACCUCGACGAGGCGGGCUGGCGGCCUACAGUCAAUAUCAACUACAGGCGCCGCUCGCUGUCCGCAAGUAUGCAGACGAUGCCAGAGACGAACUUUCGUGCUCACCUUGCCAAGACCAAGUUCUGCUCGUACUUCCACAGGGGGACGUGCCACUACGGUGAUCAGUGCGCGUUCGCGCACUUUGCGAGCGAGCUCCAGAGCACGCCCAACCUGCAGAAGACGCGGUUGUGCGAGGCGUUCUUGAAAGGCUGCUGCCAGAAGACCGACUGCAAGUUUGCUCAUGGCAAGCACGAGCUGAUCACGGCGGAGUUGUUCCACAAGACUACCAUGUGUUCCUGGCAUGAGAAGGGCAAGUGCCGCUACGGGGACAGGUGCCGCUUCGCUCAUGGCGGCGACGAGCUGCGGCCGCCGCAGCCGCACCAGCUCAAGUCGCAGAGCGGCGCGUCCGUGGACGGGGACUCCUCGUCCAAGUCCGAGACCAGCACCGACGUCCCCGACGCCAGCCCCGCGAGCUCCGUGCGGGGCUCCCUGGGCGGCCGCAGGCCCUCGCCGGCGGCGGCCCGCCGCCCGGCGCCCCGGGGCCUCGCGGCGCCCCCGGGGCUCUCGAUGCUUCCUGGCGGGCUGCUGGGCGAGGUGCCCGCGAAGCCCCGAGGGGGCGCCGCGUCGCCGCCCGGGCUCUGGGCGCCCGCCGGCCCGCAGCGCGGCGAGCCGCGGACUGCCGCACUCAACACGACUGCGGCGGAGGAUCCCUACCUGCCCGUGAAGGUCUAUUCGAGCUUGGUGCCGUGUUCGCAGCCCUACCCGCACGGACACCACUACAACGCGCUCGACGCGUGAGGGGGGCGGGCGUGCAACGGGUCCUCCUCCUCCCUCGACCUCGGCGGCGCCACACGGCGGGGCAGUCUUUACGGAUGCGGGGUGCGGAGCGCCUCCGCAUUUGCCAGUCCAAUCGAGAACGCGAGGCCGAUGUCUGGGUCAGUGGGUAGAUGCUCCCUCGCCGCAGCACACCAGGCCACGCCAGUCUGCAUCUUUUCGCACCGGGCUGGCGGAGCCGCCGCCGCUGGGCCGAAGCCCUGGGCGGCCAUCCAGGGUGCUACCCUUCGCUCCUCUCCUCGGGGGGGGGACGUCGGCUGCCCACGGGCACCCGUGUCGGUCAUAGGCAAGGCCACGACGGCGUGUGCACCGAUCUUGGGCCCCCAGCCGAUGGCUGGGUGUUGUAUUCAACCACUGUCCUCCGAGCUUCCCCCCACUUCCCUUCCCCCCCUUUCCCCCCCUUUCCCCCUCCUUUUCGAAGAGGGGGGGGGCCAUUAGCUCCAUCACCUUCGCCUUCCCUCCGCUAGAUUACAUCAGCGCACGGAGUGCGCCUCUCAUUUUCAAUUCUGGGUGCCUGGCUGCCAACUGGCUUGCGCUUGCUUUGUGCAGGCACGGCGCUCUUGCUUCGCACGGUGGGGUCGGAUUGGGUGGUGCGCGAGGAUGAGGAUUCAUCCCUUCGACCAUCGUUCUUGCAUUUUCUGAUGGGGCAUCGGAGCGGAGCAAGUGCGCAAGCAAGAGCAGCAUGCCAUUGCAGCCCUUGCGCCCACACGGCACUGUUUUUAGACAGCCGCAGCAUCCGCGGCCCAGUUUUUUUUUGACGCAGCUUGAUCGAUCCAUCGAAAGUGGCGUGCGGCUCGACGAUGGCCUCCUCCAAGUCCUGGCACUCCUUGCGCUGUUUGUGGUGGCUCUGCUCCGCGUUCUCCAGCCGCGUCGACAGCGGUAGUGCAGUUUGCCCGGACAUCGGUCCCCUCUGUCGAGCGAGCGGCAAUGCUGAGUGUGAGUGGGCCACGUCACACUGGCCUGCGGCGCCAUGUGCAUGGGAUCCCCCUUGAAGCCUCUGGGCAGGAGGUUGGCGACCGUCAGUACGACCCCCAGGUGGGAAGGGGGAUGAUUGGACUGCUGGUUGCGAUGCGUGUCUCUCAAAUCGAGCUGCUGCGGCAUUGAGUUGGAUGCCCUCCACAACUCUGAGACAAGCUUGAAGCAAUGCGAACCGUCCUGCCUUUUCGAGCAUAGUUCGCGUGCUCAUGCGGGGCUGGGUCCUUAGGCCAUUCAGCUUUCUACUUGCUUGCAUGCCCCAGUAUUGACUUUUUGACUGGGGGUCGCGGCGCAUUUUCAUGUCGACUGGCGUGUUCGAUGUUGGGGUGCUCAGGGCCACAUGGCCAGAGGAAAUAACGCACGGGAUCUCAUGUUAGAUUGGCGUUCGCUAGCGCGCAUGUGCAUCCGGAAAGUUGUUUGGGGGCUUGGGGCGCAGCAUGAAGCUGUCUCGAGUGGCACGGGCACUCGGAAUUGCGAUUCACAGUUGUAUUGCAUAAUGUGUGGCGCAGGUGUUGGUCGCCGUCUGCUCCUCAACAUCGUGACCCUCGCCAGAGCAGUUUGCUUGCCAUGCCGGUGGCAGCAAGGGGGUCAAACAUGCGUCGUGUAGCAAGUAGACGCUUCAGAGCAAUAUUCUACCGAUAAGCCGCUUGAGACCGAGCGAGCAGCAAUACAUCGAACGCUUCUUCAGGGGCACGAGUCUCAGUGACCCUUUCGUUUCCGUCGGAACUGUACAGCCGAGUGUCUCUGCUGUUGGAAGGGAUGUCUGUUGAGCAGGACCACGUCUCCGCCGAGGCACCGCGCUAGCCUCGAGCAUGCUUCCUGUGCUCAUGGUGGAGAUGGCGGGGUGCGAUCGCAUUCCCAUGUAGGUUGGAUUGUCACAGCUAUCCUCGCCAGCGAUGGUCUUCGCAUGCGGCGGUGAUGGCUGCUCGUUCUACACGCCGAGGCGUACUGCCAAUUGCGUGACUCGCACGGAUCACUAAUGUUAUUAGCGGCGGGCGCGUUCUUGCAAAAUCCCGGAUUUUAGUUCCGGGUGGGCGAUGUUAUGGCUUUAUCUUGAAAGGUAUGCCAUCAACCACUCCGAUUAACUUUUGAUUGUUUGUGCACGUGGCAGCCACGCACGGUCCGCGAGAGUAUGGAAAUGUGUCUCUUGCUCACAUGUGCACGUACGUGUUAUUGUCGUUUGGGCGCGGACGCGUGUGUGCAUGCACAAAUUGUGACACCAGAGGCGAUAGGAUUAUCUUGAGACUUGCCUCUGUCACCAGCGCUUUUUUGAGACCCUGUCAGACCAAGCUGCUGGUCCGUCACAGGCCCAGCUGUUGGAGCAGCGAGUGCGGUGGCACGUCCUCAUCGUAGGUCUCACGACUUUGCAGCUUGUCCCACCCGUGCGAGUUCCCAUACCGCCCUUCCUGGCCUUUUGUGGCGCUGUUGCCUAAGGGGUGCGAACUCUUGCAGCUUCUCGUUUGAGCAGCCUUCGACACUCCAGAGCUGUGCACGUGCAUUUCCAGAUCUUGCCACACGUGCCCGUUGACCCGUUCGUGGUUCGCGGACGUCAGCGAGGCAUGUUGGCAGGCGAGGCGCUCGCGCGUCGCCCUAGACCCUCGCGGGCGGGGUGUGGAGCGCAGCCCGACUGGGCGGGGCUCUCUGCAGAGGAUGUCUUUCAAUUACCGCCGCUGCGGGCCGCCGCCUCGCGCAGGGGCAGGAACGUCGAGCCUCCCGAGAGCACUGCCCAGCUGCCUGCGGCAGAUCCGCCGCCGUGCCAGCGACGCUCCUACGCCUCAGUCGUCACGCUGCAUACCUCCGAGGGCGGGACCAGCGCUAUCCCUUGACGGCACAGCGCCUUUGGCCGCCACCGCCCGGUUGGCACGUGCUCCAAGGACCCCUGGCAGAGUCGCCGGCCACGGCCUUCGCCUUCGCCGACCUGUUCACCCGUCUCGCGAGCGCCCUGCAGGCCGACCUGCCCAGGACGGGGCGCUUCGCCAGGACACCGGCGAAGUCCAUGGACCAGGCCUCCUUCUGGAGCCAUCCCCAACAUGUCUCGACCAGGUUCAAGUCUGGGUUGCGCGCAGCGGAGCGCGCGAGAGUGAAAUCGUCCUGUCCGUGCGCGCGGUGGCGGGCGGUGCUCGUCAAGAAAGAUCCGUGUCCCGAAA